Nelumbo nucifera (sacred lotus) is the source of this 3115-nucleotide messenger RNA. NCBI's taxonomy places the organism in Eukaryota, Viridiplantae, Streptophyta, Magnoliopsida, Proteales, Nelumbonaceae. The record is from RefSeq and is a predicted model, not a curated record.
AGACUAAAAAGUAGGAAUCAGCUCAGCAGAAUGACCAGAUCUUGGGAACUGAGAACUGGGAACAUCAACACCACCACCACUACCACCAUCGUUCAUAUCUCCAAACAGGGGAAUUCUCUUUUUCGCUUUUUCAGUGGUGUGGGGACUCUGUUAAAAGUCGUUUACUCUCAUUCUCAGUCUCAGACACACAGAUAGAGUUCAUCUUCUUUUCCCAACUUCAAUAUAUCAUCUCUUCUUCUCUCCCUCUCUCUCUCUGAUUUCCCUUCACUUCUUUCGCCUCCUCUGAAGAGAAUUUUAACUCCAGGUAUGAUUACUUCCCCUCUUUCACUACUUCCGUUGUUUUCAUUUCAAUCUUGGUGAAUGACGAGAUGGCUAGUUGUAUUGGGUUAUUUUCCCUCUGUGUUUUGAGUGUCCUUUGGGCUCGAUCCGUCAUAGCUUCCUUUGUCCCUGUAGACUGUUUUUUUAUCGACUGUGGGGGAAAUGAAACACGAAAGCUCGAUGAUGGUCGAACUUUUCAACCUGAUUCCGGGAAUUCGACCGUGGUUCUAUCCCCAACUUCCCACAUUGUGGCUUCAAAGAAUGUAACGGGCCCAUUGGGUUUAUACGCUACUUGUCGGGUUUUUACAGAAACUUCCACCUAUACCUUUACUGUUAAGAAAAUUGGUCGCCACUGGUUACGGUUACACUUUUACCCGGUUGAGAACCCCGAUUAUAAUUUGAAAUCUGCAGUCUUCUCUGUCGUUGCAAAUGGAAUCACACUGCUUCACGAAUUCUCUUUCGCCGCGAUAUCAGGCAAACGGUCAUCACUUCUUAAGGAAUUCAUCAUUGAAGUAGGUGGUUUGAGCUCGAACAAAUUGGUGUUAACAUUAUCUCCGACCAACCGUUCAAUCGCAUUCCUUAAUGGGAUCGAGGUCAUAUCCCUUCCUGACAACCAGUUCCCCGAAACUGCUAUCCCUAUUCCAGUGGGUCCUGCGGUUGAGAUCCAAACAAAUGCAGCGUUUGAGACAGCUUUCAGGAUAAACAUGGGAGGCCCGCUCUUGACUCCUAGGAAUGACACUUUAUGGAGGAUUUGGGAACCCGACCGGCCUUUCCUCCUCAGUCUUGCUUCUGCCCGUAAUGUUUCUACAAACCCCAGUUCAGUCAAAUAUCCUGCUGGAGUAUCGGUUGAAAUUGCGCCCAACUGGGUCUAUGCUACUGCAGAGGAAAUGGCAGAUGCAAAUGUUGGUGAUCAGAGAUUUAACAUCUCAUGGGCGUUCAGAGUCGAUUGUGGCUUCACAUAUUUCAUUAGGAUGCAUUUUUGUGACAUUGUCAGUGAAGCUUUGAAUACUCUGGCCUUCAAUGUCUACAUUAACAAUCAAUCCGCUUUGAAUUCUUUCGAUAUCUCAAGCAAGACAAUGCAGCUAUCAUCCGCUUACUUUGUAGAUUUUGUUGUGAAUGUUUCAACGGGCUCAGACCAGAUUUUGAUUCAAAUUGGUCCUUCCAAUCUGAGGAAUCUCCCGCCCAAUGCAGUCCUCAAUGGUUUGGAGAUCAUGAAAAUUAGCAACCACAAUAACAGCCUUGAUGGGUCUUCCUAUGCAGAUUUUACUGGUUUCAAGGGCCCCAUGAAGAUGAACUUUAUUGUGCUUACCGUUUUGUCAUGUCUUGCAGGAAUUACACUCUUACUGAUCACCAUAGCAGUUGUUUUGUGCCUAUAUCUCCGUCACCCAAAGAAGCCAAAGCAGCACCCACUAGCCUGGUUGCCACUUCCCACCCAUGUGGGGAACUCAGAAACCAAGGUUUCAAUUGGUAGUUUUGCCUCAACAUCGCCUUCCCUUGGUCUAGGACGUGUACUAGCUUUUUCAGAAAUACGUGAGGCAACGAAAAACUUCGAUGAGAGCUUGGUUCUGGGUGUAGGAGGCUUUGGCAAGGUUUAUAAAGGUGUGUUGGAGAAUGGAGUUGUGGUUGCUGUGAAACGUGGCAACCCAAGAUCCCAGCAAGGAUUAGUAGAGUUCAGGACAGAAAUAGAGAUGCUCUCCAAGCUUCGCCAUCGGCACCUAGUUUCACUUAUAGGCUAUUGUGAGGAGCUCAAUGAGAUGAUCCUUGUAUACGAGUUCAUGGCUGGCGGUUCCCUCCGGAAACAUCUUUAUGGUUCAGAUCUUCCCCCUCUUACAUGGAAACAGAGGCUUGAGAUUUGCAUUGGAGCUGCCAAAGGUCUACACUACCUUCACACUGGAGCUUCCGAGAGUAUCAUCCAUCGUGAUGUCAAGACAGCGAACAUUCUUCUCGAUGAGAACCUAACUGCGAAGGUGGCAGAUUUUGGCUUGUCGAAAUUAGGUCCCACGCUAGACCAGACUCAUGUAAGUACAGCUGUGAAGGGGAGCUUUGGGUAUCUUGAUCCAGAAUAUUUCCGCAGGCAGCAACUAACAGAGAAAUCUGAUGUGUAUUCCUUUGGAGUGGUGUUAAUGGAGGUAUUGUGUGCCAGGCCAGCAAUUAAUCCAGCCCUGCCUAGGGAACAGGUUAACAUAGCAGAGUGGGCCAUGAACUGGCAAAAGAAAGGCCACCUUGAGCAGAUAAUUGAUCCCCAUCUUAUGGGAUCUGUUAACCUUGACUCUCUACGUAAGUUUGGUGAAACAGCACAGAAGUGCUUGGCAGACCAUGGUGUUGAGAGGCCAACAAUGGGAGAUGUUCUAUGGAAUUUGGAGUAUGCUCUUCAGCUUCAGGAGGCUUCUGCUCAGACUGUUGCAGAUGAGAGCAGUACAAAUUAUAUUCCGGAUAUACCAGAAUGGACUCCCCCAAUUGAAUCUAGUGAUUGUGAAAAUGCAGACAUUGUCAGUAACCAAGGGUCUGAUGCAGCCACUACAAGUGCAGUGUUUUCACUGCUGAUGAACCCAAAGGGUAGAUAGUUUUCAGGGGUUAGUUUCCCGAUCUCGAUGUUAACAAUUUUAUGAGUGAACUAUAUGUAUGUAUGAAACAGCAGCCAUGACAAGUAAAAUAUGAUUGCAAGUUUGCAACUGAUGAAACCAUAUUCGUAGGGGGAAAUUCUCAAUCCCCCUGUAUUGCUUGACAAUACUAUCGUUUAUUUUCUUUUUCUGUAACGCAUAUGCAAUAAGGCUAAGGCUAUCUAUUUCAUUGACAA